This is a messenger RNA of Protomyces lactucae-debilis, 1419 nucleotides long. Its product is annotated as ATP-NAD kinase-like domain-containing protein. NCBI's taxonomy places the organism in Eukaryota, Fungi, Ascomycota, Taphrinomycetes, Taphrinales, Protomycetaceae. The transcript has 2 exons. Gene Ontology annotation, cellular component: cytoplasm; membrane; intracellular membrane-bounded organelle. Gene Ontology annotation, biological process: sphingosine biosynthetic process. Bases 1 to 1419 code for a protein of 472 amino acids. The record is from RefSeq and is a predicted model, not a curated record.
AUGUCUAUUGCAAAUGCACAGCAGGUGCAUAUCAGCAUCUGCAACGAUGAUCUCAAAAUCUAUCGCGCAGACAACCCACCCGCGCGUGACGGCCAUCAUGCGCGCGUCAGUCUCGAUGGACUCUUGAGGAACUGCUGUUCCGUUGGGAAGCCCUUCAAGGAACGCAUCAUCUCGCUGUAUGAUGUCUUGGGCCUUGAGUAUAAGGACGCUCGGCUCACAAUCUCCUAUCUGCGGCUUGCAAAGAAGAAGGACUUGCCGGAACAUGCAGUCGAUGCCUUCACGGAGGAAGCCUGGCGUGCUGCCUAUCGCAAGACGCAGCCAAGGAAGCGUAUCAAGGUCCUACUCAAUCCAUUUGGCGGUACACGCAAAGCGCGUUCCCUCUGGCAAGACUUCGCCAAGCCCAUCUUCGAAGCUGCUCAAUACAAGAUUGACCUGCAAGAAACCACACAUCGCAAUCAUGCCCAUGAGAUUGCUGCAGCACUCGAUGUGGAGCAGUACGACGUGCUCAUGUGUAUCUCUGGAGACGGCCUGCCGCAUGAAGUAUUCAAUGGCCUCGCCUCGCGGCCCGAUGCGAACAGAGCGCUCAAAUUGCCUGUUGCGUUUCUACCGGCCGGUAGUGGCAAUGGCUCUGCCAAGUCCAUCUAUGAUACGCACAACGUUGUGGAGUGUGCACUUGCCGUUGUCAAGGGCGUUGAGACACCCAUCGACUUGAUGAGCAUCACUCAGGGACAACGGCGAUUUCUCUCGUACUUUUCAGUUUCCUUUGGGGUAAUUGCAGAUGGAGACUUGGGAACAGAACACAUGCGCUGGAUGGGCGAAGCGCGUUUCACUGUCGGCGUCUUGCAACGCAUCAUGACUCGUACAGCCUAUCCUUGUACAAUCUCACUGGAUAUUGUGCAAGAGGACAAGAAGGUCAUUCGCAAAGAGUAUGAUACACGACGGGACGUGCAUCGGCAAGCAGACAAUGACGCAAAAGGCCUGCCGCCGCUCAAAUAUGGCACCGUCAACGAUCCUGUUCCAGCAUCUUGGAGGACAGAAGAGCACCCUAAAAUGGGCUGCUUCUACGCUGCUCUCAUGCCUUACAUGUCUUCUGCCGCGUGCAUCUUUCCUGCUGCACGGCCGCAUAGUGGUGCGAUGGAUUUAUUCAGCAUGGAAUCGGAUCUUCCGUUCUUCAGUGCCCUCUCAACAGUCUCUGCCGUUGACUCGGCAAAGCACUACGACAGCAAGCAUGCUUACUACGCCAAGCUGCGUGGCUUUCGGCUCACUCCACACGGUAAGGAAGGCUUCAUCUCCAUUGAUGGCGAGAGCAUGCCAUGGGAGCCGUUGCAGGCAGAGUUGCACCCCGGCCUAGGCUGUAUCAUCACCAAGAAUGGCGAGUACUAUUCGCAGUGGCAGCAUUCAUGUCAUAACGUGGAUUAG